UGUGUGUGACGUGUGCGAUAAAUGUAUAGUUGUGUGUGUGAACGUCUUCUUGCAGCUUUCUCGUAGUAUUCUCGCAGCUUUCUUGCAGUUUUCUCGCAGCUUGGUAAAAAUCAGUGGCUGUCAUUUUUUCACAGCAAAGAAAAUCCGGAAAAUAUGGAGCCUGCAAAGGAAAAUGGGGACAUCCCGAAGAGUGAAGAGAUCACCAAGAGGUCAAUUCGUGUCCAAGUAUGGAAGAAGCUCCUCGAGCAGAAAGCCGCAACUCACACGAACUACGUCUACAAUCGCAUUACGAACUUUGUGGGGGCCGAGAAGGCCGCCGCCCUCCUGGCUGAUACGCAGGAGUUCAAGAAUGCCCAAAGAGUGAAGAUCAACACGGAUAAGCCGCAGGAACCCAUCAAACUGCUGGCACUUGGCGCUGGGAAGCCUCUUUUUGUGUCCCCAGUGCGCGACUCCACUGCCCUCCUGGCAAAGAUCGAAGCACCAGCUGAUGCCGAUCUUACAGUCCAGAAGCAACUCAUUCGCCCACAGGGACUCCGUGAGAAUGGUCAGGAAAUCACUCAUGACACGGACUUGAAGCUGGAUAUGAUUGUAAUUGGAUCUGUUGCGGUGGAUAGAGAUGGACGUCGAAUUGGCAAGGGGAAUGGCUACGUGGAUCUGGACUUUGCGCUUCUCGUGCACUGUGGAGUUAUCACCAAUGACACCCUAAUCGUGACAACGGUCCACGAUGCUCAGGUCUCAGAGAGCUUACCGACGGAUCUGUUCAAGAGCUACGAUGUACCUGUGGAUAUGAUUGUGACACCCACGGAGGUGAUCCGUGUGGCAAAGCGCCUUCCGCGUCCACAGGGUAUUGAAUGGCAUUUGCUGUCGAAUCGUCGUCUAGGCAUUGUGCCCGUGCUCAAAGUCAUCAAAGAGAAGGAGGAGGCAUCGGGCAAGGUGAUUGAGCUCAAGUCCGAAGAUACUGAUGUUGAGACAAAUCGCAAGCCUCGUCAGAAUCGGAAUAAGCGUUUCAUGCGACGCACUCGUAAGCCGCGCAAUUCUGAGAAUAAUGGCGAUAAUAACGAAAAUCAACGAAAUCGACGCCCACGUAGGAAAUUUCCAAGACGUCGUAGCGAGAGAGACAAUCAGAAUGGUGGGCAGGAGAAUCCGGAUAAGCCAGCUGGGGAUCGUCGUCGAGGAACUGAUCACAGCAAUAAUAUUUGUAUUAAAGUUACAAAUAUCUCCAAAAAUAUCCGAGUGAAGGACAUCAAGCAGGAGAUUCGAAAACGUGGUUGCAAUCCACAUUUUAUCUCUUGGAAAAACGGAAGAUGUUUCUUGUAUUUCCACAAACCAGCCACUGACAUUGAGCAGGCUACCGAAGAUCUCCUCAACUCCCUGGCUAAUCUGAAGGUGAGUGUUGAGAAUGAGGAGGUUGAAUUGCGCGUUGAAGUCAUGAAGAUGAACAAUCAGGAGCGCAAUAAUAAAAACGAUCUAAAUAGAAUUGAGACCACUGACGUCACAGCAGUGUAAAUCAAUUUUAUUUUCUUUAAACUAAAUGAAAAGAAGAAAAAUCAAGAAUUUUUUUUUUUAAAAAGAAGGUGGGAUUAAUAGCAAAGAAGUAAAGCGGUGAGAAGAAAAAAUCUCCACGGAGAUUUUUUUUAUUUUGAAAUAAUUGCUAAAAAAAAAAUUUGAAAUAGUGAAAAGAGAUCGAGAACAAAAAUAUAAAAAAAGAGAAUUAUUGAGAAUUUUAGACAAGCGACCGAUUUAUUGCAAAGAAGGAUGCUUCAUUAAUAUUUUGUUUUUUUUUAUAUCGAAAUCAAAGAAUUUUUUGAUUGUUUUUCAAAUGAGUUUUAUAAUGCGACAAAAAAUAUGAAAAAAAACCUAAAAAAAAAUUGCAGUUCAAAGAUUUUUCAUACCAAUAAUGAUAUAUUAUGAUUUUCUGUUUUUAAACCAAUUUAACAAUUAAAAUUUCUUUUAUCUUUUCUCCAAUUUUUUAUUUUAUUUCAUUAUGAGCUAGAUUAAUUGCUCUUAAAAUUGGUAAAAGAAAAAUUGACAAUUUUUUUUAAGUACGAUAGAAAUGAUGAUUGAUAAAAAAAAGAGAUUAAGAAAGAAGAAAAAAAAAAGCACAUAAUGAAGUAAUAUUUAAAAGAAAAAAAAAAGAAAUAAUUAACCCAUUAACAGAUGAGAUCAGUAAAUUGAAGAAAGAAAAAAAAGAGAGAUAUGAUGAAAAAAUAACUACCUAUAUAAGAGUUUUUAAUUGUAAUAAUACGUAUAAAUUGACAAGAGAAUGAAGAGAUAUUUCAAUAUGUUUUUGAAAACAAAAAAUAAAUGAAUUAACAACUUUUUUUUUCUUUCCAAAAAAUAAAAUCUAAUGACGACCUAACAUUAUGAUUUAUUAUUUACAAAUGAGAAUGAGAAAUGAGAAAACGAACCACAAUAUUUAUGUUAAAUAUAUUUUUUUUCUUCGUGUUAACAUAGUUUUAUAUGGAUAACAUUUUUCCUCUUUUUCUUUUUAAAUGCAUCGUGCAGGAGAAACGGCAAAGAAAUAAUUUAAAAAAAAAGCUCUUAAAGCUCUUCUUGUGAAUUAGUUGGUAUUGAUAUUGUGCAAAUAAUGUCGGCACAAAUUUUCUAUUUUCUAUCCUAAUGAAAAGUUUUUUUUAAUGUACAAGUAUAAGUAUAAUAUUUAUUUAAGUUCUUUCUUCUUGCAUUACCUCCUUGUUGUGUCCAUCAUUCAGAACGUCUCUCAUUUGAUUACUUUUUAAGCGCGAGAUGUUCCGUUUUCUCCUGCAAAGUUUUACUUUAUUUUUUUCACUUCUUGUGCAUCAAAAAUAUCUCUUUUGACAAAAAAUAAAUUUGGAACCACGAAAAUGAGUAAAAAAUUUUUCAAAUUCUCUUUCCUUCAAAUGAAAUUCCCUUCAUUUUGCAGUUCAAUGAAAUUUUACUACAAUGAGACGUAACAAGUUUUGUAUGACAUUUAAUAGAACCUCCACAAUUUUUUUUAAAGAUUUUUUUUUGUGCGGAAAAAGGGAUCAUAUUUUCUCCUUUAAAAAUAAUCCCACUGAUUUUCAGAAUAGAGAAAAAUUACAAAACAAGAGAAAAUCUUUCUUAUCUAAAAAAGAAAAACCAACAAAAUCGUAAAGAAAUUGUGUCAAAGCAAAAGAAAUUUUGCCCUAUACCCAAAUCAUAUUGAAAAAAAAAAGAAAAUCAUUUUUAUUAGAAUGAACAAAAUAAACAUUUAUUAAUAAAAUAUAUUAUUAUAUACAAUUUAUUCACAAUCAACAUUUUAUUAUAAACUUAAAACAAACAAAAAAAUACACAGAAAUAAAUAAUUAAAAUGCAAAACUGUUUAAAUAAAAUACAAGACUGUUAUGGGCUCUGAUGGAGAAGGUUUUAAAAAAUAUAUAUA
Lutzomyia longipalpis is the source of this 3382-nucleotide messenger RNA. It is a transcript of the gene lost, whose product is annotated as methenyltetrahydrofolate synthase domain-containing protein. Lineage: Eukaryota; Metazoa; Arthropoda; Insecta; Diptera; Psychodidae. The transcript has 9 exons. The record is from RefSeq and is a predicted model, not a curated record. Bases 154 to 1506 code for a protein of 450 amino acids. Gene Ontology annotation, cellular component: cytoplasm.